UCCUCCUGGCUUGUUUUUGUUUGAGGCGGAAGAAAGGGAGAGCUGAGGGGACUGGCGCACGUGUGUGGGGCCCGACGCGUGGGGUAUUGUUCCCGUCGUUCCCAGGUGCCCGGCGCUGUAGAAACGUGCGGCGUAAAGACACGGGUUCAGCCCCAGACCUAUGGCUACUUGCUUGCCUUGCAAGGUCUUCACAAAAAGAUGGGGUGCCAGGGACUUACCAAUUUUGGGAACCAGCUGCUUCGCCGGAAAGUUGUGGAUUGUACCAGGGAAGAGAGCAGGCUCUCGCGAUGCCUCAAUACCUUUGAUUUGGUUGCUCUGGGUGUAGGUAGUACACUUGGGGCAGGUGUCUAUGUCCUGGCUGGAGCUGUGGCACGUGAAAAUGCAGGACCUGCGAUUGUCAUCUCCUUCUUGAUUGCUGCAUUGGCAUCUGUAUUGGCUGGACUGUGUUAUGGAGAAUUUGGUGCUAGAGUUCCAAGGACUGGAUCUGCUUAUCUCUAUAGCUAUGUGACUGUUGGUGAACUAUGGGCAUUCAUCACUGGGUGGAAUUUAAUUCUUUCUUAUGUCAUUGGGACAUCAAGUGUGGCCAGAGCCUGGAGUGCAACAUUUGAUGAAAUCAUAGGGAAGCACAUUGAGCAGUUCUGCCAAGCCUACCUGACUAUGGAUGCUCCUGGGGUGCUAGCAAAAUACCCCGAUGUCUUUGCUGUUCUCAUCAUCCUCAUUCUAACAGGUCUCUUAACUUUUGGUGUGAAGGAAUCAGCACUAGUUAACAAAGUAUUCACCUGUAUCAAUAUCCUCGUCCUCUGUUUCGUCAUGGUGUCGGGUUUUGUGAAGGGAUCCAUCAAAAACUGGCAGCUGUCUAUGGAGGACAUCCGUAACAUGACUCUAGUCAAUCAUACCCAGUAUGGUGUGGGGGGGUUCAUGCCAUAUGGAUUCACCGGAGUCCUCUCAGGGGCAGCCACAUGCUUUUAUGCCUUUGUGGGAUUUGACUGCAUUGCCACCACAGGUGAGGAAGUGAAAAACCCUCAGAAAGCAAUUCCCAUUGGAAUUGUCUCAUCGCUCCUGAUCUGCUUUGUUGCUUACUUUGGUGUGUCAGCUGCUCUCACUCUUAUGAUGCCCUACUGCCAGCUCGAUACCAACAGUCCUUUACCCAAUGCAUUUAAAUAUGUGGGUUGGGAUGGUGCCAACUACGCAGUGGCCAUUGGUUCACUCUGUGCCCUUUCUACCAGUCUCCUUGGCUCCAUGUUUCCUAUGCCUCGAAUAAUUUAUGCUAUGGCAGAAGAUGGGCUACUGUUUAAAUCGUUGGCCAAAAUCAGCGAGACGAGAAAAACCCCAUUCAUAGCAACGUUAAUUUCAGGUGCUUUUGCAGCUAUCAUGGCCUUGCUCUUUGACCUGAAAGAUCUUGUGGAUCUUAUGUCUAUUGGGACCCUCCUGGCUUAUUCCUUAGUGGCAGCCUGCGUAUUGGUACUGAGGUAUCAGCCAAAGCAACCUAACCUGGCAUACCAGAUGGCUAGUACAACAGAUGAGCCAGACAACAACGAAUCUGUGAGCACCAGUGAUUCGCAAACCGGUUUUCUGCCUGAAGAGGAUGAGAAAUGUUCCAUUAAAGCCAUCCUGUGCCCCAAGAACACAGACCCCUCCAAACUCUCUGGGUCUGUGGUUAACUAUUUAGCUGGUGUCAUAGGUGUUCUUAUUGUCAGCUGCUGUGUGGUGACCGUCCUUUAUGAAAGGGCUGUGAUUGAAGAUAAAGUUUUGUUUGGUAUCAUCACGGCUGUUCUACUUUUCCUUUGCUCCUGUGUUACAUACAUUAUACGACAACAACCCGAAAGCAAAACCAAGCUCUCAUUUAAAGUACCUCUUUUGCCUUUUCUUCCUAUUCUGAGUAUUUUUGUGAAUGUUUACCUUAUGAUGCAGCUGGAUAAGUGGACUUGGAUACGGUUUGCUGUCUGGAUGCUUGUAGGCUUCUUUAUUUACUUUGCAUAUGGAAUGCGGCACAGUGUGGAGGCUACAUAUUCGGCACCACCAGAGCCAGAAAGAAGGAUGGACCUCGAUUCAGACAGCUGUAAAUGACGGCGAGUUCAGCUAAAGAAGAGCUGGACAGCUGCUGCAGAGAUGAAAGCUAUAUCUUUGGGACCCUGACCUAUUUCAUUUGGUUAAUCAGUGAGGCAGAAAUAAUGAAAAUUAAGGUGGGAUUCCCAGCCUUGCUUCUGCAUCAGUCAAUUUGUUUGACCUUAACAACACAAGAAGGGAUCACAGGGAAAAAGCCAAGACUGGCAUAGUCCUGACCAACACUGUAACCUGAGCUGGGGACACCUUUUUUUUUUUUCCUCCUCCAUAACUGCGUAGAAAGAAAAGAGCCUCUGUGUGCCAGUUAAUCUUCUAUGCUGCUAUGAGACUAGGCCUUGUCAAGGUCCUUCCAUUUGCCCUAUGAAUUUACUCCCCAGGGACUCUGUUUCAGGCAGAGCACAUGCUGCAAUGCUAAUGUCAUUCUUAGGACCGUGUUACACAGUAAGUUUAGACAGCUUCUGGAGCUCUUAACACCUGGACUGGCUUUGCAUUAACACCUUAUAAGUGGCUUAAAGCGCUUAUUAUUUGUCUUAAAGUUACACCACUCGGGGGCAGGAUUAUCUCCUAUCCACCUAGUUCCUGUUCUGUUACAGAGUGGCCGCUUCCCACAGCUAUUCCACCCAAGUUGAAUUUUUUCAAUAUCCCAGAAUGCAGCAGCUGCUUCUGACUCAGUGUGAGCUGAGAUGCUGGGCCACAGUACCUUAUCCUCUGGGGAUGUCAGGCAGAGCAAGCUGUGCAGUCCUGGAGCGCCCGGCGGCCACGGUGUUUCCCACCACCACCUGGAUUGGCUCUGCUCCCACCAGUGGUGACAGGGGACAGGUGCUGUCUAACCUCUGGAGGAAAAGGGAUCGGACCCCUCGGAGCUCAGACAGCGCCCAGCUGGCUGGCAGCCCUGGAGCUCUCUGGUCACAGUGAAACUGACAGCUGCUCUGCCCCAAGACCUUAAGGCAUGAAAGCUGGGAUGCACCUUCAUAUCAUAGAGCCGUGGCAGCUCUGCACUGAGAGCAGGGCUGCCAGGGCUUAAGCCCAACAGCCCCACUCUUGGGGCAGAGCUGCUAUAUCAGUUUCAGUGAGACCAGAGAGCUGCUUCCCCAGGACUCUGGUCUUGCUGCAACUUACAUGGGGGUGGGCCUACUCUGUCCAGUGGGAACAAUGAGUGGGGUUCUGCUACUUGUCUUGUCCCUGUUCACCAAACCUCUAGUGGUAAGUCAAAGCUGUGCAGGUAAAGAACAGUCGGAGCAGGAUUUUUGCCUUACUGUGUGGCUGCUCCGCUAUGCCAAACGGCACUAAGCCGAUUAACUUUUUUUUGGCUUACAGCAUCAACUCUAACAAGAAUCAGAUUCUUCAUUCUGGUGAGGGGAGCUAUACCACAAAAAAGCCCCUCAUCAUAAAAUAAUUUCCCAUCUGUUUAAACAAUAGCUAAAAGAUUUACAUUUUUAAAGAAAAAUAUGAAGUUCCAUUUUUAUUUAUGUUGAAUUUCUGAAUGAUUUAGGUAGUCAUGCUUUCAAAUGUAACAUUGCUGUGAUAGUUUUGGAAGGUUUAUAUUAGCUGUUCUUAGACUAAUUCACUUUUCUAGUAUGCAAAUGGUACAAAUGGAAAUGAGACUUUUCAGCUAUAGCUGCUUAAAUCUUUUAAGUGUAAGUUUUCAAUGGCUUUUUGUGUGGGCAUUUCCAGAAAGCUUUUCCUACCUCUUAGUAUCAGAAAUAGUCAAAACAGGACUGAAAAGAGUUAGGGUUAUUAGGAGAAAUAUUUGAGAGUCUGCAUCCUAAAACAAGUAUGGACCAAUUUUCCCCUCUCAAACCAGUGUAACACCAAGUUAACUCCUUUGAAGGUAGUAAAAUUGCUCCUCUCUUAGGCCAGUUUAAAUUAGAGGAGAGUUCGGCCUUGAGAGACUUGAUGUUGACUUCAGUGUUCAAGUCCUUCAAAAAUGAUGCAGGAAAAAGUCUUUUGGUAUUCUAGGGAGAUGGUAUUCUUAGACUCUCACAACUUCUGACAUUUCUCCAAGGUAAGCUUAAUGUAGGAUCUGAAAUGUCCUGUUCUCUGUUUGCACUCAGUGGAGCAUAUAACCUGCCCUGGGAAACAGAAUUAAGCUCUAAAACCUGGUCUACACGCAUUUAGUCUGGUAUAACCUCCAGUGUUGAUGUUUUUCUUUUAGUAUAAGUCACUUUUUUUUUUUUUCAGUUUUGCAUAAAUCGCUCCCCAAAUGAGAGAGGCUAAACUCAGGAGGGUGGAAGGAGGCAGAUAUGCUGGUAUGAGAGGCUAAGAAAGUCCAGAUGGGUGAGUUAUACCAGUGUAAUCUUAUCAGUUGAAGUUUACACCUUAGCUACAUGCUAACAAUCUUUCCCACUUAGUUUUGCUUAUGAGAAAACAGAAGAUUUUCACCCCUAGGCAUUAUCUAAGUUGUGCAUCUGCCCUCCAUUAGCAUCAUGUCUAAGAGUGUUGCUACAUGUUACAAUCAUGUGUGCUAACUCUAAGGAAUAUUCAGAGAAGAUUUUGAAAUUUGGACCAUGGGGAGACCCCCACCAGGCCUCAUCCUCUGACCCCCACCUGCUCUCCCAGCCCUGUCAAUGGCUGCCCUGCCUAGCCCCAGUGUCCUGGCACUUAAAAAAAAC
Messenger RNA from Alligator sinensis (Chinese alligator), 4676 nucleotides. RefSeq names its product solute carrier family 7 member 1 (gene SLC7A1). Gene Ontology annotation, cellular component: plasma membrane. Gene Ontology annotation, biological process: amino acid transport; transmembrane transport. NCBI's taxonomy places the organism in Eukaryota, Metazoa, Chordata, Crocodylia, Alligatoridae. The record is from RefSeq and is a predicted model, not a curated record. Bases 199 to 2067 code for a protein of 622 amino acids. The transcript is spliced from 12 exons. Gene Ontology annotation, molecular function: amino acid transmembrane transporter activity.